Messenger RNA from Rhododendron vialii, 3155 nucleotides. Its product is annotated as protein OBERON 3. Bases 308 to 2788 code for a protein of 826 amino acids. The record is from RefSeq and is a predicted model, not a curated record. Gene Ontology annotation, cellular component: nucleus. The transcript is spliced from 2 exons. NCBI's taxonomy places the organism in Eukaryota, Viridiplantae, Streptophyta, Magnoliopsida, Ericales, Ericaceae.
CUCACUUUCAAGACAAAACCAAUACAAGCAAGCAUCGGCUAUUUUCUCUCUCCUCCCCCCUUCUCUCUCUCCCUCUCUGCUAGUAUCAAGAAAAAAACAGCCGUUGCAGAGACAUGCAGUUCAAGAGAAUCAAAGCGGCGCAAAAGGGAACAAGCUGAAGGGGAAUCAGGUUCUCUUGAAUUCACUGGAUUACCCUUGUCUCUCUCUCUCUCUCUCUCUCUCUCUCUCUCUCUCCUCUCUCUCUCUCUCUCUAUAACUGGUACGUCCUGAUCUCUCUCUCUCUCUCUCUCUCUCUCGCUCUUUGAUCAUGUUGAAAGAGAAAGAUCUCUCUGCUGAUGGAGGGGAAAUUUCUCAGAAAAAGCUCACAAAUCACAUUUCUGAACAAAACCUGGAUAACCCAGAUGAGAAAAUCGGUUUUCCUGAAAAGGGUAUUGAUUUCCUGAGGGAAUCAGACAUGGGUAAUGAAGGGUUUAAGUCAAACCCUUCAAAGACUGGGAAUUCUGGGUCCCAAGAGCUAACCCUAAGCUACCUCUGUGAUAAUUCCAAGCUUGUUUUUCCCGAGAAAGAGAUUCCCUGGAAAAACUUGCUGAAUUCUUUUGAGAAAGUGAGUUACAAAGGGAAAGAAGUAGUUUGUGAGGAUCAAAAUCAGGAGAGUAAUGGAUGGGUAGAGAGGGAUUUUCUUCAGUUGAAUGAGGUUAAGGGGAAUUCAUCAAAGAGAGAUGUUGAGGAUGAUGAAAUUGACCGAGAGAAUAGGGAUAAGAAACCUAAGAUAGAGACUCUUAAUCUUUCUCUAGGUUUGCCUGAUGUGUCUCUCUCGCUAGCCGCUUCGAAUCCUGUACCAAAAUCCGUACCGAAUCCCGAUCCCCCGGCGGCUAGGCCUAGUAGGAGUAUCCAGUCUUUGGCACCAUCAAAUAAUAAUACCCAAACAACAUACUCUAACGAUUUUACAGCAGCUUCGAUGUCGUACUCGUAUUCCCACCCUUUUUCACACAAUCCUAGUUGCUCCCUCACUCGCAAUUCCACGGAGAACUAUGAGGGUUCAAUGGGGAGUUACAGGAGAGACUGCGAACAGAUUUGGAAUGGUGGGGAGGGGACUAAUGGUUCUGUCCAUAGUCGAUUUAGGCCGGUUGGAGAUGGGGUGGCAUUAUCCAAUCACGGCGGUGGUAUUUUCGCGUUGAUGCAAGGUAAUCGCGGUGGAAUCAAUAAGGAUUCAGGUAACAACAGUAUUUAUCGCACAACAAGCUCUGAUAAUAAUCAUUCUUUUUUCCCUUCUGAGCUUCCUGCGAGGCCAAUGAUGGAAACUCAAUCGGGUGAUUCAAGAGGAAAAGGCUCAGAUCAUUUGAGAGGUGUGGAGAGUUUGGAUGGAGGAAGAGUCCGUAAGAUGUCUAGGCCAGAGAGGAUUAUUCGGGAAAUCGUAUCAGAGUCUGUACCUGCCAUGUCCCAAAUAGUUCAGGAGCUUUCAGAGGAAACCGUUGAAUCCACAAAGGAGUAUUUGAAGAAUCUCAUUGCUGAAAGGAGAGAGGAAUUAGCGAGCCUCCAGAAUAAGCUAGAAAGAAGAUCUGAUCUAACAAAAGAGACUCUCUCAAAAGCUAAUGUGAACCAAAUGGAAAUCUUGGUUUCGAUCAAAAUGGGUCUUGGAAAUUUCGUAUCCGGAAAAAGUCGCAUUCCCCUACCUGAGCUGGUGGAAAUUUUUGUACUGGAAAGGUGUAGAAAUGUCAAUUGCAAGAGGGUUUUGCCUGUUGAAGACUGUGAUUGCAAGAUUUGCUCUACAAAGAAAGGGUUUUGUAGUGAGUGCAUGUGUCCUGUCUGUUUGAACUUUGAUUGCGCUAACAACACUUGUAGUUGGGUUGGAUGUGACGUUUGUUCGCACUGGUGUCAUGCUGCUUGUGGCAUCCAAAGGAAUCUCAUAAAGCCGGGUCCCAGCUUGAAGGGGCCAUCGGGGACGACUGAAAUGCAAUUUCACUGCCUUGGGUGUGGUCAUGCUUCGGAGAUGUUUGGGUUUGUAAAGGAUGUGUUUAUGUCGUGCGCAAAGGAUUGGGGUCUCGAAACUCUAAUAAAGGAGCUUGACUGUGUGAGGAAAAUAUUUCGGGGAAGUGAAGAUUUUAAAGGGAAGGAGCUGCAUAAUAAGGCUGACCAAAUGCUCAAGAAGCUUGAAAGUAAAUUGAUGUCUCCUUUCGAUGUCUGCAGUUACAUCGUCCAGUUUUUUCACUACACAGAUGGCAUGUCAGAUUUCCCCUCUUCAAGUGUGCCCCCGAAAGAGUUGCCAGUGACUCAAACUAACCUGAGAAAAGAUGAAGCCCGCAAAACCAGCACACAGUCCCCAAAGACCUUCUACAACACAAUCUCCGCAAAUGGAAGGCCGGAUAUGUUACCUCACGAUCUUCAUCAGAGCAAUCUGAACACAACCCUCAUGGGUGACAGAAUGAUAGAGGACGAGUGGUCCGUGAAGUUGUCAAAGAAAGAUGGGUUCGACAGCUUAGAAAGCAUUGUGCGGGUUAAGGAAGCAGAAGCACGAAUGUUCCAAACGCGAGCAGACGAAGCAAGAAGAGACUCAGAGAAUUACAGACGGAUGGUUCGGAUGAAGAGUGAUAAAAUGGACGAGGAGUACGCAGAUAAGUUGGCGAAACUUUGUUUGCAAGAAACUGAAGAGCGGCGGAGGAAGAAACUGGAGGAGCUUAAGGUUUUGGAAGAUUCGCAUAUCGACUAUUACAAGAUGAAGGUGAGGAUGCAAGCAGAGAUUGCCGGAUUGUUAGAGAGGAUGGAGGCAACAAAGCAGCAGCGGGUGUAAUUCCCUUUCUGCCCUCCGAGUAACCAUUGUCCAUUUACAGUUGACGUGACUAUGGUAUGAAGCUUGUGGUUUUGGAUUCUGGGCGUUUCUUCAAAUGCAAAUUGAACGAUUGUUUCCGUUGUACAAUUUGGAAUUUUUCUUCUCUUGUUUUGCUUUCCCAUGUGCCCUCUAGCUAGUCUGACGUGCAAAAUAAGUUCUUUUUAGUAUAGAGGUGUGAGAUUCAGCAUGGAAGAGAGAGCUGAUAGUAGAAAAUAUUGAAAUGUUGCUGCACAAUGUGUAGCAAUUGUCCUUGUGGUGUUGUGUUUAUCUAUUUUGAAGGUUGAACUCUUUCGAUAGUAAUUUUUCAGCACUUCUGUGUUCCAGUUUU